AUGAUACCCUUUUUCAAACGCAUGUUUCGCAAGAAAUUCUCGAAAGUUCCAACACCACCAAAAUGGCGACCAGAGAACACAUCCCACUCAGCCACAACCUCAUCAACUCACGGUUAUAUAGCCGAUAAAUGGGAAAUCUUAAUGGGUCAAACCCAUUGGGAAAACCUACUCCAACCACUCGAUAAACACCUAAGACAAACCAUCAUCCACUACGGAGAAAUGUCACAAGCAAGUUACGACACUUUUAUCCGCGAAAAAUACUCCAAACACGCCGGUAGAAGCCGAUAUUCCGAGAAACAAUUCUUCUCAAAACUGGGUCUUGUACUAGGUCACCCCUACAAAUAUAAAGUAACUAAAUUUUUUUAUGCAACUUCAGGGAUAGAAGUUCCGGAUGCGUUUAUUUUUAAGUCAUUGUCAUUGGAAGCGUGGAGUAAGGAUACCAAUUUUAUGGGGUAUGUUGCGGUGGCGGAUGAUGAGUCUGUGGGCUUGUUGGGUAGAAGGGAUAUUGUGGUUUCAUGGAGGGGGAGUGUUGAGUUUUUAGAGUGGUUGAAUGAUUUUCGGUUUUUGCAAGUUUCGGCUGGUGAUAUUUUAGGGCGUGAUUAUGAUCAUGGUCAGGAUGGUGAAGCUGAGGUGCAUCAGGGCUGGUUUUCUAUUUAUACUACAGAGAAUCUUUCAUCUCCUUUUGAAAAGACUAGUGCAAGAGAACAGGUAUUAACAGAGCUUACAAGGCUAGUGGAGCAAUACAAGAACGAAGAAAUAAGCAUAACAAUCACAGGCCAUAGCCUUGGCGCAGCACUUGCAACACUAAACGCAGUCGAUAUAGUCGCAAAUAAAAUUAACCAACCAAAAAACUCUUCAAAUAACGCCAAACCAUGCAUGGUAACAGCCAUAUUAUUUGCUUGCCCUAGAGUUGGAGACACAAACUUCAAAAAAAUAGUCUCAAAAUACGAACACCUAAAAAUCUUACGUAUAAAAAACGCCCAAGAUGUCGUCCCAAACUACCCUUUAAUCGAUUAUUCCGAUGUCGGCGAGGAGCUAAUCAUCGACACGACUCAAUCUCCGUAUUUGAAGAAACCGGGGCUUCCGUCGGUUUCUCAUAAUCUUGAGGUUUAUAUGCAUGGAGUUGCGGGAACUCAAGGGAGUGAAGAAGGGUUUAAAUUGGUUGUUGAACGUGAUGUUGCUCUUUUAAAUAAGUUUUAUGAUAAUCUUAAGGAUGAUUAUCUUGUUCCUAUUGGUUGGUUUGCUGUUAAAUAUAAGGGUAUGGUUCAACAAGAUGAUGGGUCUUGGAUGUUGAUGGAUUGUGAAAUGGAUGAUGAUGAUACAUAA
This is a messenger RNA of Amaranthus tricolor (Joseph's coat), 1326 nucleotides long. RefSeq names its product phospholipase A1-IIgamma-like. Gene Ontology annotation, molecular function: glycerophospholipid phospholipase A1 activity. Lineage: Eukaryota; Viridiplantae; Streptophyta; Magnoliopsida; Caryophyllales; Amaranthaceae. The record is from RefSeq and is a predicted model, not a curated record. The transcript is spliced from 2 exons. Gene Ontology annotation, biological process: lipid metabolic process. Bases 1 to 1326 code for a protein of 441 amino acids.